AUGGACCUCUUGGAUUAUCCUAGCGACCUAGAUGAAACUGUCACCCCAAUCAUGGGCUCUCCAUUACCCAGCCAUGGCCAGGUUUUAGAAUCUGACAGUCCUGACUGUUCACCUGAACCUGUUCAAAGACCCUAUCACAACAGAACAAGAAAAGUGAAAGGUGGAAGAAGAAAAAAGGCUGAAGUCAGCUUUAGUUUAGCUGGCUCAGCUGCUGACAGACCAGUAACCCAAGAGUAUUUAAAUGGGAUCUAUGAAGAAUUGCAAGCUAUCAGAGGAAAUCGACUGCUGUAUGAACGAGAACAAAAAUUGAAAGAACGAGAACGUAUGCUAAGUAUUUCACAAAGCAACUUGCAAACCAUUACAGACCAUCAAGCUAGACAGCAGGUGGCUGCUGUGCAACAGGAUUACCUGAAUCAGAUUGCCCACCUAGAACAAGCACUGAAAGAAAAAACAAAAGAGAACAAACGUUUGAAAGAAAACUUUGAAACAAUGAAGCAAGCCAAUGACACACUGAAGAAAGAGAUUGGUUUACUCCAGAAUGAGAGUGAAAAGCUUGCAAAACAGCACAACUCUGUCCAAGCAAGACUUUCAAAUCUACAGAAGAAACAGGAGUUUGAACAACGUCAGAGAGAUGGAGAGGUGAAUGCACACCAGCUUUCUGUGGAACCAAGGGUAGUCAAAAACAGCAAAGAUACAGAAGAAAAGAAAAACAAACAGCAGCAAAAGACUAAGGCUUCUAACAGUCCAGUUUACGACAUCAUGUCUGUAUUAUUGGAAUGGGUUUGUGAUGCUCAUCUUCGCCAGUCUAUAACAGAUCAACCAACACACCCAUCAGAAAAAUUCUGUGCUCCGGAGUUUCUGCAAGAUAAAAUCUUAAAGGUGCUGCCAUCUUUUGUGGAUAUUCUCCGUGAGACUCAUUUAACCAGUGUGAAACGCAGCUUACCUUGCUUACAGUUCAUUUACUGGUCACUACUUCUUAUUGAACAAGGAAACAGUCAGCAGAAAGCAAGUUUAUCAUCUACAUUGCGCCGCCUAGGAGAAGAAAUCUACCGUCCAAGGUGGCUUCGUUUAACAGAUGAUAGUGCUGCAGGAAUAGCUAUUGCUGGACGCAUGUUGGAACCAGGCGAGACUGUUGGUAGUGAAGCACCAAAAGAUGGCCUCUUUCUUUGCAGCCAUAACCAGCAUAUAAGGCUCUUGUCCUGCCUCAUAAUACUCAAAACUCUGUCUCAAGCUGAUGUUAUAGCUCAUGCUUUUGAAGUGCUGAAAGUGGAGCUGAAGUCUGAGGUAGCAAAAGAACUGUUCUUGUAUUACCAGGCCACUCAAGUUAUCAUACAUUAUCUCAAGCCUGUCAACAAGGUGUUUAUGGGGACAGCUGUGGAUAUCCUUCUUCAAAUGUCCACAGAUUCUCCUUUUCAAGCUGCUUUCCUUGAAAGCUGUAGCACAGAAGCUUUCUUUCGCACAGUUGCCAUGGUGAUACGCACACCCGUGUCGGAUGCCAGAAUAAUGGAACGUCUGAGCAUCAUACUUCAGAAGCUGUCUAAGAUCAAAUCAAACAAGAAAUACUUUGAGGUCUACACCAUUGUGACCAUCAUCCAGGAGCUUUUGAGAAACUGUGGCAAUGAGAAUGCUUUCCUGGCUCUAAACCUAAAAUCAAUUUUGUUCAAUUUGAACUCCGCUUCAUAACAGUCACUGAUUGAUUAAGAGAAAUACUGUCAACAGCAGGGAAAACAAAAUCUCCAGCAUAUUACUUACAGUUAUAUGGUAACUGGUUUUAAAAAAUAUAUAGUAUUUAUUUCUUUUAAAAUAUGUGCUGUUUGUUGGGUUUUUUUUUAAUUCUUCAAGGCUGAUUUGUUCCUUUAAACCCUUUUACUGUGAUGGAAACAUGUCCAGUGGUGUCCAGUCUUGUUAUUAUAUCAACAAACAGCCUGGUGUUUUAUAAAGCUUUCUAUUUUUAUUUCUUUUGUAAAUAAAAUUUUUGGAAAGCUCUUUAUUGUUAUUUUUUCAUAUUUUAUUAAAAACAAGAAAAAAGGAAGCAGUGUGACUCAGCCACCUUAAUAUCUUUUUUUCACAUUUUACGCCGGUUCCUCCCUUGACAUAUUUCUUUGUAGGCUAUCUGAUGGAAGGUAUUUCAGGAAUCUGCUUAUCUUUAAUUUCUUUACGACUUCAUGCUGCAUCAGAUCUUGCAUGCUUAUGGAAACACUGCUUUAAUGUUUGUGUUAAGAUAUGCAGCUUUUUUAAAUGGAGAUAAGCUGGAACCUCUAUAUUGGUUUGAUUUCUUUUAAAACUUUUAGCAUGUAAUGUACAUUGUAAAUUAUGCAAUAAAUACCAGUUUUAUUGUUUAUUUUGAUGAAGACAUAAAGACAUUUUGAACUUUA
Messenger RNA from Pomacea canaliculata, 2375 nucleotides. Its product is annotated as coiled-coil domain-containing protein 138-like. The record is from RefSeq and is a predicted model, not a curated record. Bases 1 to 1683 code for a protein of 560 amino acids. Lineage: Eukaryota; Metazoa; Mollusca; Gastropoda; Architaenioglossa; Ampullariidae. The transcript has 13 exons.